This is a messenger RNA of Talaromyces atroroseus, 9663 nucleotides long. RefSeq lists its product as hypothetical. The record is from RefSeq and is a predicted model, not a curated record. Gene Ontology annotation, cellular component: membrane. The transcript is spliced from 3 exons. Bases 1 to 9663 code for a protein of 3220 amino acids. Gene Ontology annotation, biological process: fermentation. NCBI's taxonomy places the organism in Eukaryota, Fungi, Ascomycota, Eurotiomycetes, Eurotiales, Trichocomaceae.
AUGGCUUCGUCUCCCAUUUCCUUGCAGCCUCUCACCUCGGGUCCCCAGUUCAAUUGGUUCUUUCUGUUGGAGCUCAUUGUUUGCGGCAUCCUGACAUUGUUUUUCCUUUUCUAUUUCAACCGUCUUUUUUCCACAUUAGCUUCGUACGGUAUCCGAGCCUAUACAUGGCAUUACUAUCGAGCUUACAUUGAUAUACAAGCCCUUCAAAUCUCGUUACUCGGUGGGAGAAUCUUCUUCAAGGGAAUACGGUACCAUGGGGCAAAUGAGACCGUUUUAAUUCAGAGAGGUCAUAUUACAUGGAAGUACUGGUUGCGAGUCGUCAGAACACUGGAUUUGACCCGAAAUCGAAAGACUGGACCCCAAGAGACCGAAUCCAUCGUGAACAGCGAUGGAGAUUCAGCGUUUGUAGGCACAAAUAGUCAGACAAAUCGUGAAGAUGAAAGUGGUGGUUUGAGCGCUGAGGCUCACCUCCCUUGCCGUAUCGCAAUCACAUUGUCUGGAUUGGAGUGGUUUGUGUACAACCGAACGCCGGCUUACGAUGACAUUCUUUCUGGUUUUGCUCCUUCGACAGAUGAACCUCUGGAUGCACAGGAAGAAAUCUAUCCAAGCACCACAGGAACAACAACUAGUCGAGAAGUAUCUGAAAAUGAUCUCUCAGCGCGUCCAACGUCGAGAAAGUCGUCAUCGGGAAGUAUACGACGCCCUCAGGGGUAUCGUACAGACACAGGACUAUCAUCAAUUCAGGACGGUUUUAUUUCAAAUGAAGAGGCUUUGGAGUCCGUUUCGAAAAUCCUGAAAUUCCUUCCAAUCCAAGUGGACUGCACCAAGGGAGCAAUCGUGGCAGGGAACGAGCACACCCAUUCUCUUCUGACAGUUACCUUCGACAAGGGGAGUGGCUUGAUAGAUGCAACUGAUGCUGGCCCUCUUGACAUUUACCGUCAAUUACUCAAGUUUGAAUUUUCCCACCCAGUCGUUCAGUUGCGACCGAAUCCUGAUUUCAAGCAAGCACAAUUGCCAGCAGCUCGGAAUAUCAAACCCUUUCAGCAUGAUGAAUCGACAAAUAAGCCAAGAAGGAGCUAUCGCGUGCACUAUCGACGGAAAACACAUGAGCUAUGGCAUUCACUUCGGUCUUUGGUUCCCUAUUUCCAGAGAUCAGUGGAGUCGUUCCAUGAGAAAGGGACAAACGCCUCGUCUAAUAAUCGCACCACAUUUCCUAUCAAUAGCCAAUGGCUUGGCCUUAGUCGUUACUUAGAUGAGACCAUGGAUGACUAUGAAGGGUGGAAUGCCGUUGAAUAUGCGAGAUAUUCAACCAUUCUGGAUUGUCCUGCUAUUAGUUUGACGUACUAUUGGGACAUAGCUGGAAAAGUACCCCCGGUGAGGCACGAAAUGUAUUCGUCAGAACGGACAGCACCUGGAGACAUAAAUGGUGGAGCGCCACCGGAAUGGGGCAUGGAAUUAAAAAUCAGAAGCGGCACUAUCAACUAUGGACCAUGGGCGGAUCGCGAACGUGUUGGAAUACAGAAUAUAUUUUUCCCUAGCAACUUCCGAAAUUCUGAGGUGGAUGCAGUGCUGAAGCCUGGGAGCAUCAGACGGAGCACAAAGUUCAAUUUUCGAUUGGAAAUAACGGAUGAUACGACAUUGAGGGUUCCCACUCGAGAGGAGUCAAAGGACUGGCAAUGGAAAGGCCGCGCUGAUGCGAUACGUGACGCGUCAAAGCUCAAGAAGCAGAAGCAGAAAAAGCAAUGGAGAGGAAAAGACGGCGAAAAGGCCAAAGUCAGCCCGGAGAUUCGUCCAUUUGGCUGGCUUACAUUUCGUAUUGCUCAAGACUCAACCAUUACCUACGACAUGGAUAUGGUGGCUUCAGACCACGGGUUUUCUAACCAGCUUCGCCUUGACCUACGAGACUGCAGAUUGUCUACCAGCGUGAAUCAUGCGACACUUUGGCAGAGUCCGCGGCAAAUAAUUAAUUGCGAUCUUUCCAACCCUCUUGUGUGGAAUGCCCUUCACACUUGGUCUUUUAAUUUAGUCAGCCAUGACUUCCAACUUUUCUUAUUACGAGACCAUAUCUUUCUAUUAACAGACCUUGUCAAUGAUUGGACAUCAAACCCAGCGUCUGAAUAUUAUACAUUUGUGCCUUUUGUGUAUAACAUACAGCUCUCUUUCAUCGACAUGCGCCUGUAUUUGAACGUUAAUGAGUCUAAUAUUAUUAGCAAUCCUUCAGACCUUGAUGACAACACUUUCAUUGUGAUUAAGGCACCGAAUUUGAUCUCCAAUGUCAGCAUACCUUCGGACUCAUUCCGGUCAGAACAGAGUUUGAUCUCUUUUAACGUCGAUGCGCAAGAGUGUCUUAUCGAUCUUAUUACUCCAGUAUGGCACACGCUACACACAUUUCUUGGGAACAACUCACUUGGUCGCCUUUCGAAGCUGAUAAUAGAUGGGCUUUACACCCUCAAUGCUGGAAUAUCUACUCCACUAGACACACUUACCUUAGACAUCUCAGCAGAUGCCCCCAAGUGCUAUCUUUAUGGCUUUUUGAUUCGAUACUUUAUGAAAAUCAGAGAAAAUUAUUUCGGGGACGAAAUGCAUUUUCGUACCCUAGAAGAAUUCCAGGAAGCUGCCAAUUCGACUGAAAAGCCAAGUGUCCAAGGCCCACCCCAUUCAACAAAGAAAAGUAACGAGCUGGACGUAAUUGUCAACUUAAUCAUUGAUAAUCCGUGCGCGCUGUUUCCGACCAAUAUCUACGAUCAUUCAAGAUGCCUUCGACUGACUGCUUCAUCCCUUGACCUUGACCUGCGAUUUACGAGCUAUUACAUGGACUUGCAAAUAGAUUUGACACCCACAGAAGUGUCCUUAGAGACAAUUGAAAAAGAUGGCGAAGCCGAUGUUUCAAAUACUCAGCUAUUUAUUGACGGUAUAUCAGUCUAUGGUCAUCGUCUGUUUGGUUUACCGCCUGCCGAACCGACGUACGUCUGCAACUGGGAUUUCGAAGUAGGCAAAAUUGUGGGCGAAUGCAGCACAAAAUUUCUGAGUUCAGCUGCUGCUGCGUUCCGAAAUUUGGAUUUCACACUUGACGAUGAGGAGAACGCGUUCCCACCAUUGCAUUCGCUUGUUAUACAUGAUGCCACAUUCUUACGUGCAAGAAUGGCUUCUGUCCAUCUGUCCGUUUUGGUGGGUCAUACCGCGGUUAUAUUCUCUGCUGGGGCCAUUCUUUUCAAAUUCAAUGACUGGUCUCGAUAUCGCUUCUCUAAACGGUUAUCCGUAAGAGUUCCGGAUAUCACGAUAUCUGCAUUAGACAGCAAAUCUGCUGUAAGACAACACGAAGGUUUAAGCCCGGUAACAUAUGCCCUACUUCAAACUAAUAUCAAGGUAUCGAUGUUGUUACGGAAACCCAACCUCUCUGAGGAACGACAUCUUCAACAAGAUCAUAUUAAAACAAGCGAUCAAAGAACGUCUCGUACCCCAUGGCUAUUCCUAAACUCAAACGAUACGGAUAGCUUCGCUGAUUGGGAAGCCUACAAAGUCCCUCCACCCACUAUGGUGCUUCCCUCGAUGCCCAAACCGGUGGCCAAAGUUCUGCCUGCACCCAAAGCAUCCAGCUUAGCAUUAAGCGACCACAGAGCCCUAAGCCAUAAGAGUUCAUUUUUGUCCUUUACCGGCUCAAGCUUGAGAUACGCCAGAAGAAAUGGCACCGAAAGGACCAUUUCAGAACCAACAAACCAAUCUUCGGACGUCCAAUACCGGAACCCUGUUUUUAUUCCACAGAAUAAGGGGGAUUCGCCUGACUGUGAUCCCACUAUUAUCCCAUCAAAUGAUACUCCACGCUCGAUGUUCGGGCCAUCCAGCUCGUGGGCUAUGCCACACUUCCACUACUAUAAAUUAAAACCCGACUCAAGUGAUCUUCCUCUUCUACCGAACUUGGGGGAAUGGAAGGGAGGUAUCACAGAGGACAGCAAUUUCAUAGGAGCUUCUGAUGACAAAGAAACCCUUCAUUCAGAUAUCUUCUGUGAGGUUCAGCCAGGAGUUCGAGGGUUUUGUACGCCUGAAUUCUUUCAAGCACUCUCUUCAUUGAUUAAUAGCUUGCAGUCGAGUGACCCGAAUGACUUGAUUGAUUCGUUACAAGUAGGGGUUAUUUCGGACAUCGUUAAAGACCAGAAAGCCAAGGCAAAGCAACCUAAAUCUGCAACAAGUUUUGCCAUCAGAGUACCGUCAGCUGUUUUCGCCGUCAUCAAUAAAGCAGAUUGGCCCGAAGAUAUGUCACAGUUGAAUUUUCCAGACCAGUAUCGGAUGUCAUGUACACGCCUUCACAUCACAAUGCAAACGAAGUCGGACAAUAAGGAACAGGACUUGACCAGUGAUAGACGGUCGAGCGUCACUUUUCAUUCGAGUGCUGAAACACUCUCAAUCACUGCGCUCGGUGGUCAGACAUCUGGCCUUCAAGAUAGAGCAGAGCUCCGAUUUUCUCUAGAAGAAAUUAUGUUUUGGUCGGCCACGUUUCCAAAGACCAGGUCGCAUCUUCAAAUGCGCACUUUGGAAUUGCUGACAACAACAAAAUCAGCAGCACCGCUAGCUUGUCUGAUUAAACGUUCAACAACGCUAGCAGAUUCACUUGCGUCUCAUUUUCAAUCUUCACCUUCUACGAGUGAUAGGCUGCGCUACUUAGUUUGGUAUAUUACUGAGUCCACUCUUGAUUUGCCGGAUCCUUUGUUCGUAACUCGCCCAGCAUAUGUCUUACGCGGAUUGCAAUCUCAUCUUCGGCUGCACGACUCGUGGAAAAUCAUAUCCCGUUUACGAGAAAUGUACAGGAAUCUACCCUUAGACAAGCGGAAUGCGUUGAAUCUGAGCUGCUUCGAUCCUGGAUACAGCUCUCCGAACAAUGCUAGAGACAGAGUUUUUCGAAACUUCAAUGAAUGGCGACCAUGGGAUCUUGCCCACGUAGAAAAGAGUUAUGCAAUGAAGACGAUCUGGGGCGAUGCCACUGAUUCUACCAUGCAAUUUCCUGGAGCGUCGACCACUUUCUCAUGCAAUGUGAGGACCAUAAACGUUGUCAUAGAGCCUGGCCCAAAACAAUGUGAUUUCAUCGUGGAUAAUAUUUCUAUUGCGAUUACUUCCUCCCAAAGUGCAAAAGAAGGUCCUGAGACUGGAGUUGGUAUGGCACCAUACAGAAACUCACUGUGCAUCCGAUCAUAUUGUUCAAAUUCUGCGUUGCGCAUACGAUGGGAGAUCCUUCACCUUGUAGAGGGAAUAACCGAAGCAAUGUCGGGUAUUCAACUGAUAUCGACCGAAAGUAAUACCCCCCGGACUGUCAGUCAUAAACCACCGGAAGCUAUGGAUAUUCAAGUUUUUGUCGGCACUGACGAGGGAUCGAUCUGUCUGGAAGGUAUCAAUUUGGAACUAUUCCUGCGUGGAUCUGGUCUUAAUGGCUCUUUCGUCCUUAGUCCAGGUAACGACAAACAGCAGGGGCAGGUAACGGUCCUUCUCAAUGCCGAAGAUUGCUCAACAAAAAUUUCAAGCCAUGCGAAGCCCCUGAUGACAUGGGAGUUUUGGCAAACGCAUUUUUAUGGCUCGCACCUGUCUCUUUCCGGCAAGGACAAGGUCACAGAUGACUGGAAGCUCGCUUGUUCAUGUCGGAAUUUGAUUUAUGACCUGAAGGAAGAUCCAUUAGGAUUUAUACAUGCUGCCGAUCGAUUAGUAGAGGAUGAAGCACGAUAUAUUCGAGCCUUUAUUAAACGAUUUGAAACCUCAAAAAGCGCACCUACACCUACAUUCAAGUCUGCGGAAGAAAAUAAAUAUGUUGCCAGUGUUCACCAGCUCCAUAUUGCUCUGUUCUUGAAUGACUACCAGCUCAAUUUCCGCUUGCUUCCGUCUCUGAUAUACUCAAUCGACGGGAAAGUAGCUCGCAUGUCUGUUUUGUCGGAUAUCAACAACGAGGUUGAGGUCGAUUUUGACAUUAAAAGAAACCAUCAUAUCUUCCAGGCGAUAGAUAAGGACCUGCUCCAGUCCGUGUCUGAGAUCGACAUCCCUCCCAUCAAUGGUAGAAUUUCAGGCAAAAUGUCGUCCAGUUCGUUGUCUCUGAAAGCGGACGUCACCGUCGAGUUAGUUCAACUGGAAGCUAGUUCAUUACGCAGCUUGUUCAGUGUUGUUAGACGACCGGAAAUAUCUCAUUACAUUUCGGAUUGCACCGAUAGUGUCAAUGAACUUCAACUACAUUUGCAUGAAAUACUAACCAAUGCAGAGAUAAGGCCACGGUCUCCAGCCGGCUCCUUGCGACGUGAGCUAUUGUACAAUGUCCGUCUCACAAUGGCUGGCUGGUUCAUCCACGCCCGCGCUCCAGGACUGAGGAACAAGGACUAUUCCGCUGAUAUGAACUUCACGCUUGGCGCCACCCAAAUACAUCUUGAUGCGUCUGAAAAAAGUACUAAACCCGAUUCUCCGAACUUCCAUAUGAACGUGUCUCAUAUUGGCCUGGAAUUGAUAAAACAUGAAAAUUCACGAGUUCGGCAAUAUGGCAAUCUUGGACUGGAUAUUGGCCUUCGCGCAACGUCACGACCUAACGAGUGUGAUGAACUAGUCCGAGUCUAUGAUCUGAGUAAUAAAGGCUUUCAUGUGCAGUUAUGUGCCGAAACGGCGUCUUUGGUGAUUGACAUCGCAGCACAUUUACAAAAUCGAAUCAGAACCCUAGAUCUAUCCGAGGACAUGAGACGGUUUAGACAUUUAGGACGUCUUGCACGCCCUCGCAAUCGUGGACCAUCUAGUCCAUUACCCGAACUCAAUGUGAGUGAUGCGAAUGAAUACCAAUCGCCGUCAUUCUUGAAAUCCGUUUAUUCGAUCGAGUUAUCAAACAUCCAAAUUAGUUGGAUCAUGGAUGCGAAAGAUUACCCCAAGGUUGGUUUUGCGCCUGAAGAUUUGGUUUUUUCAAUUCGCCGUGUGACGCUCUCAACUUCUGGAGACAAUUCCGCCAAACUUCGUAUCCAAGAUACACAGCUUCAAAUCACAUCAGAAACCAAAGAUAGAGGAAGGCGGUCUUUGAAUUCGGCCUUGAUGCCGGAAGUUAUAUUCAAUGUGGCGUAUCUCUUUGCCAAAGAUGAUUUAAGACUUGCUUUCCAAGCAGCAGGAAAGCCACUCGACAUACGGUUAACUACGGGAUUUAUUCUUCCGGCAAACCUACUACAAAAGUCUAUUGCUUCGGCCGCAGAAAGAUUACGCGAGGCAAGUGCAAUAUGGUCUACAUCUCAGUCACAGCCCGCCGGUGGGAAUGCCUUGCUCGGCAAUAGACAUUUAUCAUCUUUACUUGUGGACGUUGAUUUUGCAGGGGCUGUUCUUACUCUGCUGGGUCGGCAACUUGAUGACCAACAAACCCGUCUUAUAGCCACGGCGACGGGAAAGCGACUUUCGGAAGGUAGAUAUGGACAGUAUGUCCAGGGAGAUUCUACAACGACGGCAUCCCUCACAAGUCCGGGUGUAGCCCUCAAAGUGCAAUACGGAGACAAUGGAAUACACGAUCCGACAUUGAAUGCAGAGCUAAGAGUAAGCCCUUCAAGUAACACGCUCUUUCCUACGGUGGUUCCUCUCAUCAAACAGAUUUCCUCCUCUGUCAAGGAGGUGGUUGGUGAUCAAGAGAGUACAACAUUAUCGUCAUCCACUUUACUGCAAACGCCGAGGAUGCUGGAAGAUAGCUCGAUGGAUGCAACUAAUCCCGAAAGCAUUCUUGGUAGGUGCAAGCUAAAUAUCGGCGUACGGAUAUGCAAGCAGGAAUUCAGCCUGAGUUGUCAGCCCAUUGCGAGAGUGGCAGCCAGUGCACAAUUCGAAGACAUUUUUGUGACCGUCAACACAGUGCAGUCUCCAGAACAUCGCCGUUUCUUUGCUAUAUUGAUUGCGUGCAACAAUCUCCAGGCGUCAGUAAAGCACGUCUACUCGAACGAGUCGACGGCCAGCUUUGAGGUUCAGUCGAUAGUGAUGUCACUAAUGAACAGCAGGCAUGUGAGUGCAUCCAGUGGCAUUUCAGCGAUCCUUAAACUUAGCCCGAUGAAAACAAUCAUCAAUGCCAAACAAGUCCAGGACUUUCUCCUGUUCGGUGAAAUAUGGAUUCCUUCUGAUGACGAUGAUGCUUUCCCAAGCGCUCAACCGACCCCUGGUCCAAUCCCUUCUGACUCACAGACUUUAAUGGUACAACGUUAUCAACAAGUGGCGUCAGCUGAUGCUUUCCCAUGGAAUGCCGCAGUGUAUGUUGACGAGCUAGAUAUUCAAUUGGAUCUUGGACAAACACUUGGCAAAGCCGACUUCAUAAUCAAGAACUUCUGGGUCUCGUCUAAAAAGACAUCGGACUGGGAGCAAAACUUAUGCGGCGGCUUCGAGAUAAUGGUCAUCGAGAGUAAAGGGAGAAUGAGUGGAUCCGUAACGUUAGAAAAGGUGCGGGUUCGCACUUCUAUACGUUGGCCGGGCGAGUCUUCGGAAAGGGACCAGACACCACUUAUUCAGGCGUCCAUCGGGUUUGGCCAGUUACAAGCCAACGUUUCAUUUGAAUACCAACCAUUCCUUGUGGCGGACAUUGUAGCAUUUGAUUUCUUGAUGUACAAUGUUCGUAGCGCCUCUCAAGAUCGGUUGGUCAGCAUUUUGGAGGGAGAGAAAGUCCAGGUUUUCUGUACAACAUUGACGGCGUCACAAUCCUUGUCUCUUUACCAGGCAUGGCAACGUCUGGCACAAGAUAAGUAUGCAGCCUAUGAGGCCUCACUCAAGGAAAUAGAACAAUUUUUUCGGCGGAAAUCCUCCAUGAACGGAUCAUCAUCUGUGACCAGCCCAGCGAUCCCUCAGACGACGCGGGAAGACGAGGAAGAAAAAUCUCCAAUAAGGCUGCAUACGGAUGUCGUGGUCACUUUAGGAGCCAUCAAUAUCGGUGCAUUUCCAAGUACAUUCUUUGAUAACCAGAUCUUCAAAAUGGAAGCCCUGGAUGCUCAGGCGCGUUUUGGAGUGUAUGUCGAGGACGAGAAGAUCCAUAGCUCGCUGGGACUCACUUUUGGACAGCUUCGAGUAGCGCUGUCAAGCGUUAAUCGACCAACUGCGGUGGAGAUGAAAGAACUGUCUGUAGCGGAGGUUGCAGCACGAGCGACAAGUUCUCGGGGAGGCACCAUUCUAAAAGUUCCUCGAGUAGUUGCUAGCAUGCAAACCUGGCAGACGCUGGCAUCCAAUGAGAUUGAGUAUAUUUUCAAGAGUGCCUUCGAAGGAAAAGUCGACGUUGGAUGGAACUACUCCCGAAUCAGCUUCAUCCGGGACAUGUGGUCGGUGCACUCUCGAGCACUGGCUGAUCGACUUGGGAAACCGUUGCCGCCGUCGGCUCUCCGGAUCACUGGGCGUUUUAAACCAGGGGGGCUCGAUGGAGAAACCAAUGGCGAGGACGAGCCAAAACAUCUGGAUGGUGAGCAGCAGAACAAGGACGAGAAGAUUACUGCGGUCGUGGACGUGCCCCAAUCCAAGUAUAUGUACCGUGCCCUCGAGCCUCCGUUGAUUGAGACUCCGCAGCUACGAGACAUGGGAGAAGCAACUCCGCCUCUCGAGUGGAUAGGACUGAAUCGCGAUCGGCUACCACAUAUCACGCAUCAAAUUAUUAUUGUGACUCUGCUAGAGAUUGCUAAGGAAGUAUCAGACGCCUAUGGCCGCAUUCUCGGAUGA